AACAAUUUCCACGUCUCCCCACAUCUUUUGUUUCCAUGUGCAGGAACCUCUCUCUCACCACCACCCCUCCUAUAUUACCUGCGCCCCGGCCACUCCCUCUUGCUCUUGCUCUAGCUCCCUUCAGUCUUCACCGCCUCCCUCUCCGUCCCGUCUUUGUGUAAAAGAGCGGUGCGGGGACUCCUGCGGCGAAGACACCAUGGGGGAGAUCACCAAUGUCACGGAGUACCAAGCCAUCGCAAAGCAGAAGCUUCCCAAGAUGAUCUACGACUACUACGCCUCCGGUGCCGAGGACGAGUGGACUCUCAAGGAGAACAGGGAGGCCUUCUCCAGGAUCCUGUUCCGCCCUCGCAUACUGAUCGACGUCUCGAAGAUUGAUAUGACCACAACAGUUCUGGGGUUCAAGAUAUCAAUGCCCAUUAUGAUUGCUCCCAGUGCUAUGCAGAAAAUGGCUCACCCAGAUGGGGAGUACGCAACUGCGCGGGCAGCAUCAGCAGCAGGAACUAUCAUGACACUGUCAUCAUGGGCUACUUCAAGCGUUGAGGAGGUUGCCUCAACCGGGCCAGGAAUCCGUUUCUUCCAGCUAUAUGUGUACAAGAACAGGAAAGUGGUGGAGCAGCUGGUCAGGAGAGCCGAGAGGGCUGGGUUCAAGGCGAUCGCGCUCACCGUGGACACUCCGCGCCUCGGCCGUCGCGAAGCGGACAUCAAGAACAGGUUCGUUCUGCCGCCAUUCCUGACACUGAAGAACUUUGAGGGUCUGGACCUUGGCAAGAUGGACCAGGCCAAUGAUUCUGGGCUGGCGUCGUACGUUGCUGGACAAAUCGACCGCACCCUAAGCUGGAAGGAUGUCAAGUGGCUGCAGAGCAUCACCUCGCUGCCGAUUCUGGUCAAGGGAGUGAUCACUGCAGAGGACGCGAGGCUCGCCGUCCACUCCGGCGCGGCUGGCAUCAUCGUGUCGAACCACGGCGCGCGUCAGCUGGACUACGUCCCGGCCACCAUCAGCGCCCUCGAGGAGGUCGUGACGGCCACGCAGGGGCGCAUCCCGGUGUACCUUGACGGCGGCGUCCGCCGUGGCACCGACGUCUUCAAGGCCCUCGCCCUGGGCGCCGCCGGCAUCUUCAUCGGGAGGCCGGUGGUGUUCGCGCUGGCGGCGGAGGGCGAGGCCGGCGUCCGGAACGUGCUGCGGAUGCUGCGGGAGGAGUUCGAGCUCACCAUGGCGCUCAGCGGCUGCACGUCGCUCGCCGACAUCAACCGCAGCCACAUCCUCACCGAGGGCGACCGCCUCCGCCCCACGCCCAGGUUGUGAACGCCCCCCUUGCCGGCCGCUACGUACCAAGCUCCUCGCCUAUCAAUCAACGAUGCCCCGACGGCGGGCCGGUGAGCUCGCCGUACGUGCAUGCAAAUAAUCCGCACCCUGUACUUAUGUGGUGACGUUAAAAAUUAGCGCCAGAUCGAUGGUGUUUCCGGCCGGCCGGUGGGUGGAUGGAUUGAUGGAUGAUUUUGCAGGUGGACGUCUUAUAAAUUCGGUCGUGUUUGCAUCAUCCGUGGACAAUACGAACUUGUGAUCGGAUCUUAUAUUUACUAUGUAUACCCGUUCUACACUUACAAGUUUGUGCUUUGCUUGCAA
Phragmites australis (common reed) is the source of this 1624-nucleotide messenger RNA. RefSeq names its product glycolate oxidase 1. Gene Ontology annotation, cellular component: peroxisome. The transcript has 12 exons. Gene Ontology annotation, molecular function: FMN binding; oxidoreductase activity. The record is from RefSeq and is a predicted model, not a curated record. NCBI's taxonomy places the organism in Eukaryota, Viridiplantae, Streptophyta, Magnoliopsida, Poales, Poaceae. Bases 197 to 1303 code for a protein of 368 amino acids.